Anastrepha ludens (Mexican fruit fly) is the source of this 8614-nucleotide messenger RNA. RefSeq names its product ankyrin-3. The record is from RefSeq and is a predicted model, not a curated record. Gene Ontology annotation, molecular function: protein binding. Bases 523 to 4308 code for a protein of 1261 amino acids. NCBI's taxonomy places the organism in Eukaryota, Metazoa, Arthropoda, Insecta, Diptera, Tephritidae. The transcript has 11 exons.
GAAAGCGCGAAUUCAUACUUACAAUUGACUAAAUUAUCACACAUACAAAUUUUUCACUGCAAGUUUUAGUAUACCCACAAAGUGUGAAAAAUUUUUGGAGCAAAAGUUAUCUAAUCAAUUUGAAAGUAGUGAAAAUUUAAAGAAUUGCAAAACGUGAGAAAAAUAUGUUUGGCUAGGAGAUGUGAGUUUGGUUUGGUGUGUUGAAAAAUUGGGAAAGAAAAAAAAAAUCAUGAUAAUAUUGAACAAUACUAAAAAUUGUAGUUUUCAAGUGGUGAAAUUUCAAAUACGCAACGCCCUCUAGGCAAAGGAAUAAAGUUAAAUUUUGUGAAGCCUCUUGGCGUAAACGAACAUAUUAUAUAUACGUUUAAGGGCAAAAAGUGUUGAAAAUUGGUUAAAAAGCCAAAUACAAAUAUUUAGUGGGUGUUAUGAAAAUAAGAGCUCUUAGAAAUAACUUAUUAAUUUAAUACUCUAAUACAUAUAUACGGGUAUAUAUACAUAUAUAUACUUAUAAAAUACUCAAAAAUGGCACAAUUCGUUACACACAUACAACCAACUUUGCUGGAGGCUUCGCAGGGUCAUGUACCGCACCAUCAUGGCCAUCAAGUCGGCAUACAACAUUCAUCACAUUUGCCACAUAGCGGGCAUAAUAUGCCAUCGCCGCCCACAACGUACAACCAUCAUCCACAUUUGCACCAUCAGCAGCAACAUCAGGAACAACAUUAUCACAACCAUCACCAUAGUCCACCGUCGCAAUUGUCGUCGCCACAAAGUGGCGCCCCAUUACACCAUCGUCACAUUGGCAAGCAUGGAGCCAAACAUGAGCACUUUGGACAUCAUGGUUCAGGAGAUGGAAACACAUCAUUUCUUCGCGCAGCGCGAGCGGGUAACUUGGAGCGAGUUUUGGAACAUUUAAAAAAUAAUAUUGACAUUAACACCAGCAAUGCUAAUGGCUUAAACGCACUGCAUUUGGCUUCCAAAGAUGGACAUAUACACGUCGUAUCUGAAUUGCUGAAACGCGGCGCUAUCGUGGAUAGCGCUACCAAGAAGGGUAACACUGCAUUGCAUAUUGCUUCACUCGCCGGCCAGGAGGAGGUGGUGAAACUCUUGCUCGAACACAAUGCCUCCGUGAACGUACAGUCACAGAAUGGUUUUACGCCACUCUACAUGGCAGCACAGGAAAAUCACGAUUCCGUUGUAAAGCUGCUGCUCGCCAAUGGCGCCAAUCAAAGUCUUGCCACUGAAGAUGGUUUUACACCACUUGCCGUGGCCAUGCAGCAAGGUCAUGAUAAAGUCGUAGCCGUGCUCUUGGAAAGCGAUACACGCGGCAAGGUGCGGUUGCCUGCAUUGCAUAUUGCGGCCAAGAAGGACGAUGUAAAGGCCGCCACAUUACUUUUGGAUAACGAUCACAACCCCGAUGUAACAUCCAAAUCUGGGUUUACACCACUGCACAUUGCUUCCCACUAUGGCAAUCAAGCCAUCGCUACCUUACUAAUUCAAAAAGGCGCCGACGUGAACUUCGCGGCCAAGCAUAAUAUCAGUCCAUUGCAUGUUGCUGCCAAGUGGGGUAAAACCAAUAUGGUUUCAUUGCUUCUAGAGAAGGGUGCUAAUAUUGAAGCUAAGACCCGUGACGGUCUAACGCCGUUGCAUUGCGCAGCACGUUCUGGUCACGAGCAGGUCGUCGAUAUGCUACUGGAGCGCGGCGCACCAAUUAGCGCUAAAACAAAGAACGGUCUUGCUCCGCUGCAUAUGGCAGCACAGGGUGAGCAUGUGGAUGCCGCACGCAUUUUGCUGUACCAUCGUGCGCCCGUUGACGAGGUAACUGUGGACUAUUUGACAGCAUUGCAUGUGGCUGCCCAUUGUGGACAUGUGCGGGUCGCGAAGCUGUUGCUCGAUCGUAAUGCCGACGCCAAUGCACGUGCGCUUAACGGUUUUACGCCGUUGCAUAUUGCGUGCAAGAAGAAUCGCAUAAAGGUGGUGGAAUUGUUGUUGCGUCACGGCGCUAGCAUCAGUGCCACCACAGAGAGUGGUUUGACGCCGCUGCAUGUGGCCGCUUUCAUGGGUUGCAUGAACAUUGUCAUCUAUUUGCUGCAACAUGACGCCAGCCCAGAUGUGCCGACUGUGCGCGGCGAGACACCGCUUCAUUUAGCUGCGCGUGCUAAUCAGACUGAUAUUAUACGCAUUUUGUUGCGCAAUGGCGCUCAGGUGGAUGCACGCGCACGGGAGCAACAAACCCCAUUGCAUAUUGCUUCGCGGCUCGGCAAUGUUGAUAUUGUAAUGCUGUUAUUGCAGCAUGGCGCUCAAGUGGAUGCCACCACCAAGGAUAUGUAUACUGCUUUACACAUUGCUGCCAAAGAGGGUCAGGAUGAGGUCGCUGCUGUUUUGAUUGAAAAUGGCGCAGCCUUGGACGCUGCUACGAAGAAAGGCUUCACACCACUACAUUUGACCGCCAAAUAUGGUCAUAUCAAAGUUGCUCAAUUGUUGCUGCAAAAGGAGGCGGAUGUGGAUGCCCAAGGCAAGAAUGGCGUCACUCCGUUGCAUGUUGCCUGUCAUUACGACAAUCAGAAAGUCGCUUUAUUAUUGUUGGAGAAGGGCGCUAGCCCUCAUGCAACAGCCAAAAAUGGGCAUACACCAUUGCAUAUUGCUGCACGUAAAAAUCAAAUGGAUAUUGCUACAACUUUGUUGGAAUAUGGCGCACAAGCUAAUGCUGAGAGCAAAGCUGGUUUCACACCAUUGCACUUGAGUUGCCAGGAGGGUCACGCUGAAAUAUCGAAUUUGCUCCUCGAACAUAAGGCUGGUGUCAAUCAUCCAGCCAAGAAUGGUCUUACUCCGAUGCAUUUGUGUGCACAAGAAGAUAACGUGAAUGUAGCUGAAAUUCUACAACGUAACGGUGCUAAUAUUGACAUGGCCACCAAAGCCGGGUACACACCCUUACAUGUAGCUGCCCAUUUCGGCCAAGCAAAUAUGGUGCGCUUUUUAUUGCAUCACGGUGCUAACGUAGAUGCGGCUACAUCAAUCGGUUAUACACCACUUCAUCAGACCGCACAGCAAGGCCAUUGCCACAUUGUUAAUCUACUAUUGGAGCAUAAAGCGAAUGCCAAUGCACAGACGGUCAACGGACAGACACCGCUGCAUAUUGCACGCAAAUUGGGUUAUAUCAGUGUUUUGGAUUCUUUGAAAUCGAUUACAAGUGAACCGGACGCUGCAACGCAAAAUCAAACCGAUGAAAAGUAUCGCGUUGUCGCCCCAGAGGCAAUGCAUGAAUCAUUUAUGUCGGACUCAGAAGAGGAAGGUGGCGAAGAUAAUAUGCUUUCCGAUCAGCCAUACCGUUAUUUGACAGUUGAUGAAAUGAAAUCCUUAGGCGAUGAUUCCUUGCCGAUCGAUGUUACACGCGAUGAACGUAUUGAUUCUAAUCGCAUGAUGACCCAUAGCGCUGAGUAUGCUGGCGGUGUUGGAGGUCAACCGCAGCAACAGGCUAUUGCAGAAGAGCUGAUUAGUCCACAUAAAGCACAGAUACAUGGCGCUGGUAAAUCCAUAGUGGAUGGCAUUUAUAUGGCCAAUGGUCUUAAUGAGGAACAAAAAUAUGUGGGCCGAAAGCUUUCAUGGAAGAGUUUUCUUGUUUCGUUCCUUGUCGAUGCACGCGGCGGUGCAAUGCGUGGUUGUCGCCAUAGUGGAGUACGCAUGAUUAUACCGUCUCGUUCCACUUGCCAACCGACUCGAGUCACUUGUCGCUAUGUAAAACCACAACGCACCAUGCAUCCACCCCAACUAAUGGAGGGUGAAGCCCUGGCUAGCCGUGUGUUGGAGCUGGGACCAGUUUCGACGAAAUUUAUUGGCCCCGUUAUCAUGGAAGUACCACAUUUUGCAUCACUGCGCGGCAAAGAGCGUGAAAUUAUCAUAUUGCGUUCGGAUAACGGUGAAACCUGGCGAGAGCAUACAAUUGAUAAUUCUGAAGAAAUCAUGCAUGAUGUGAUGCAACAAUGCUUUGAGCCCGAAGAAAUUGCACAACUUGAAGAGCAAGCCGGUAAUCACGUUUGCCGUUUUGUUACAUAUGACUUUCCACAAUACUUUGCUGUGGUCUCACGCAUACGUCAAGAGGUGCAUGCCAUUGGACCAGAGGGUGGCAUGGUAUCCAGCACUGUGGUGCCACAGGUGCAGGCCGUUUUCCCGCAAGGUGCACUCACCAAAAAGAUCAAAGUGGGCUUGCAGGUAAAUCUCUUUAAACCACGCAAAGGUGUUGCACCAGAAAAGUUGCGCAAAAUCAGCGUCAAUCAUGUACCAAAGAAGAAGCGCUUUUCGCUUAUUUGGUAAAAUACUUAUAGAUAUAUACAUAAAUGAGAACAAGAACAGCUAUUAUUAUAGUUAACUUUAUAUUCAUACAUUUAUAUAUGUAUUUCAGAAAUAUCAAGAACAAUAACUUAUCAAAAUUAUUUAUUAAGUUAUUAUACAACCUAAAUAUGUUCUCAACAAAAAACAAAACAAAAAAGAAGAAAAUUAUAACAAUAAUAACCAAUACGCAUUUAUACAUUAGAAAAGAAAUGACUAAGUAACUAAGAAUUAUAGUAAAGUAGAAUAAAUAAAAUAUUUGGCUUUCCCAAAAUCUGUGGCUCCAGAGCUUAAAAAAAAAUUAAACGCCGAGAAGUAAUACAAAAAAUUAAUAAUUUAUAUUAUAUAUACCUAUAUCUAGCCCUCCGUAGAUUGAUACUCUAUAUGUAUUCCCUCUUACGUAAUUUCAUUUAGUCAUAUGUCUUAAAUUAAUGGCACAAACAUUGCAUUGGCUCGUAAUUUUCAUUAUCGGUGCAUCAAUAAUUUUUUUUUGAUUUCUCCUGUGAAUAGUUUGUAAAAAUUCAAUGGUUGCAUAAAUGCUCUUGUAAGAAGAAGAACAGAAUGGGAAAUGGAAUCAAACAAAUAUAGUAGAACCAAAAAGUCUUAAUUUAUUGUAUAGGCCGAAUGGGUUGGUCCGUGAUUACCAUUCGGUUGUGCCCGGGCUCGAGACUCUUUGCUAAUGAUAGAAAGUUUUUCCUAGUAGCGGUCACCCUUCAGCAGGCAAUGGCAAAUCUCUGAGUAUAUUUCUGUCACUGAAAAGUUUCUCAUAAAAACUAUCUGCCAUUCAGAGGCGGCAUAAAACUGUAGAUCCCUUCCUUUGUGGAACAACAUCAAAACGUGGAACUCGGCUAAAUACCCAACAAAGGGUGUAAGUGCCAAUUAUGUAUAAUUUAGAGGUAUCGGAUUUCUUUUAAAGAUAAUUCCUUUGAAAUGUUGGCCACAACUGCGCCAUGAUUUGGCCAUCCGUAAACAUCAAUUUUGAAUGACUCACUGGAGGAUUUUGGCCGCUACCUCGUGAAUAACUUUAGUUAUGUUGGCUUCCACGUUUAUCCACAAAACAUUUACACUUUACAUAACUCCACAAAUAAAAGUCCAAAGGUGUGAUAUCGACCAUCUUGGUGGUCAAUCCGCCGGUCCGAGAUGAGAGGUAAAUCGCAACCGAUACGACGACGCAGAAAAUCCAUUGUUUCAUGAGCUGUAUGACAAGUAGUGCCGUCUUGUAGAAGAAAAAUGGGCCAAUGAUUCCUCCAGCCCAUAGGCCGCACCAAACGGUUGUUUUAAAUGGAUGUAAUGGGUGUUCUUGAAUGGCUCCUUACAUUAUUUACAGACCAGGUUUGAACUAUUGAGAUAUCUCGAUCCUAUUUAGUUCCUGGUCGUUGUUAACACGCCGAAAAUACACGGAAUUUCCAUGUGAAAUGCCUUCUCAAGGUUUUGCAAGAAUUAUUAGCCAAGGGUCUACAAACCUUCUUCUGUUAUGGCCCAGAAAGCAGAUAAAGUAUUGUAGCUCCACAGUAAUUCACAGUUUUGUCAGUCUGCUAAUUAAAUAAAUCCAUGUGAGAGUUCUUUUAUUACAAAGAUCUCAUUUCCAUGCAAUAGUCGUAUUUUGCCUUAAGAAGCUCAUGUAAGCCAAGGAAUUUUGCCAAUGAAAGGACUGCUCUUCUUCUUCUUCUUCUUUUUAGUUUUGCAUUGAAAGUGUUAGGAUGAUGAUAAAUUUCCUUGCCAAUCCGUCUGCUUUACACUUACGCACAAUACCUCGGCGGUGGCUUGCAGUCUAAUUAAAUAGUUAGGUUAGGUUAGCCUGGUUGCUUGUCUAAUAAAAGACACAGAGAGCAUUUUGCAAGUUUCCCAGGUCUUCAAAGAAAUAAUCGCCAAGAUAUUUGGCACGGCUUCUUUGAGGUGCAGUACAUUCACAGAGGAGGUGUUAUACCGACUCAAUUUCUUCUUCAUCGUACACAGCUUCUGCAGACGUUAUUGUGAGGAACAUUCAUUCUCCUGGUUAGGGUGCCAAUAGCACAGUGACCUGCUAUAACAGCUGUGCCUACGCUGGUAGUUGAUCUGUUGAAUCCAAGUAGACAUUUUGCCCUUUUAAGAUUCAGUUUUGGCCCGAGCGCUUUGAAGCUCUGCAGUUAGUAGUCAGAUACCACCUGCUAUUAGUUUCCGCGAUUGCGCUCAAAUCAAUCGCAGUACAUUUAGAGGAAUGCUUAUGUCCUCUGACACUCACUGAAGGUCAAGCUCAGAACCUUCCCUUGCACACUCAUCGGCUCUUGCGUUUCCCUCCAUUCCAGAGUAACCGGGGACCCAACAGUUACGAUAAUUUCUUCAGUAGUGGAUCAUAAACUCUAGCGAUAUUACAUAUUAAUAAAAACUAUCGAUGGAUAUUUCAUUUAACAGCAGAACUUAAAAGUUUAAAUUUCAACUAAUAAUAACAAUUUAUCCGAAUAAGAGAUACAAACUAAUCGACGGAGGACUGUUACAAUGAGGUUGAGCAAUUAUUGAAGACAAUUAAAUAAAUCCUAGAAAAUACUUAAAUAUUAUUCCCCAUAUCUGUUUUAGCUUAAACUCAAAGCUUGCUACUUAACUGAUUAUCUUUCCUAUAUAUUGUUUCUACAACGUAAAUAUAAGUAUAGUUUUUUAAAAAUGGCACAGUUCUUAAACCGCUUGGUAAAACUUGGCAAAGAUGAAUGAGAACAUGAAUUGACAAAAAAACAAAAAAUGUGUUUUAUAAACUAAAAUGUUUAUGCACUAUAUAUACAUAUAUGCAUAUGUAAAGCAGGGUGUUUCAGUGAGAGACUUUAUUUCUAUUUAUUGUAAAAGUGAAGACAUUUUUCCAGGUUUUUUUGCGUGCUGAAUACGUCUGUGAGGGCAGAAAGGGUUCCGUCACGCAACGUUUUUGAAAUAAAGUUAGCAUUUUAGAGCUAUACACUAACAUACUAACUGGUCUAUUAACAGAAAUUCUAAGAGGAUCCAAGGUUUUUUAAAUAUGUAAUCAGGAAUCCAAAUGAAUCGUCUGCUCAUAGUUUGUUUGUAAGUUCUCUCUGUAUACUCGUGCUCUUCGGGCUACGCUGCGUAUACGUAAUUAAAAUGCCAGCUGCAGUUGCCUUUAAAGCUUUAGUGUUUUUUCAAAAAAUCUUCAAUUUGGAAUUCAAUUCAUUUUAAAGAGCAAAUAUUAUAUUCCAGUUUCUAAUUAUAGCGAUAGCUUUAGUAAGGCAGCUAUCAGCUGUGGAAUUUUCUAAAAAUCACUGAACGAGUUACCUCUCAGGCGCAUAAACUUUUUUAAUUCGAAAAUGUAACGUACUUGAAAGUGGUCGACCGUAGACCCAUGUAAAGCAUGCAAAAUUUAUACAGAAAUAUGAGGUUCCAUCUUAUCUGCUAAGUUUAUGCAGUGCUGUAUAUUUAAUAAUAAGCAGCACAGCUUGAAUUUUCCUUCGAGCAGUUAAGUCAAUUGCAUGGGCUUUUAAAAAGAAAAACACUUUCUUGUAAUUCAAGCAGAUAAAGUGAGAUAAUCGGGUGUAAAUGCCUCUACAAUAUUUGUACUUAGUUUUCCAAUGUCAAAGCUCAUUGUCGAUGAAACAUAGAGUGACAAUAAAAAUGUAUUCGCCUUGCGGAAACAUCCUGUUCUGCAUCUACAGCAAAGAUUACAAUCGUGAUCGCCAAUUUCUCAAUGAAUAGAUAAAAUCCUACGACUACAUACAAACGAAUUUUCCAAAUAUUUAAAACGUGGCAUAUUUGGUGCGUUAGAUUGGGCGCAUUGGUCAAAACCACUCCAACACUACACAAACUGCUUAUGCUCGCUUGUGUUUUCUUAUGCGAGAUCAUUAAAAGCUUAAUUUCUUUAGUACAUAGCGGUUAUAUGUCAAAAUAUAUAAAGCACUAGUAAUACAUUAUGCAAAGAAAAUUUUGUCAUUUCUAAGCUUAUGCCAUAAAUAAUAUUUAUCUAGACCUUGAAAAAUCGGUCCUAUGAAACGUAAAAGCUCACAACUCGUUAGUAUGCUUUAUAAAAUAGAGAUGUAAGAAUGCAAUGAAUGCAAAAAACCACAUAACGAUAAUACUCUUAAAAACUAUUUACUUAAAUAAAAAAAAUUACUUUUAAGCGUCUAAUUAAAGGCGAUGCGUGUAUUAGAAACGCACUACUACAUUUAGACUCGUACAGUUGAAAUACUUUAUAUUAUUCUACAUAUGUGUACGUAUAUCAAUUAACAUGUGUAUGUUCUUCGUGUAUACUGCUUAUUAAAUAUUUAUAUAAAAAGUUAAAUAAUUAAUGGAUAAACCAAAAAUACCCAAUAAAUUUAGU